This is a messenger RNA of Colias croceus (clouded yellow), 1464 nucleotides long. Its product is annotated as SAC3 domain-containing protein 1. The record is from RefSeq and is a predicted model, not a curated record. Gene Ontology annotation, biological process: centrosome duplication; spindle assembly. The transcript has 7 exons. Gene Ontology annotation, cellular component: centrosome; spindle; nucleus. NCBI's taxonomy places the organism in Eukaryota, Metazoa, Arthropoda, Insecta, Lepidoptera, Pieridae. Bases 49 to 1137 code for a protein of 362 amino acids.
GAAAUUCAAUAUUCGAAUUCGAAUAUUAUUAUUUUUUAAAUAUAAACGAUGUCGUAUCUAGAUUAUUUACUAAACAAAAAUACAGCAAAAGUCGGCACGAAUAUUGCUGGAAUUUGUAAUAACUUUUGUCCACAAGAAGAAAGCGCUCUACGAAAACGCGAAAAAUUAGUACAUAUCUUGGAAGUUGUUGGAAAUGAACAUAAAUUAAUUAAAUCAUACAGUAGAUCUGCUGCAGACUCCAAUAUGGCUGUGCCAAAGCUGUUACGGCCUUAUCAUGUAUUAAGAAAAGUUGUACAAUAUUUAUUAUUUGAAGUAGCAAAGCGAUCAGAUGUGCCAUUAACAGUUAAGUAUGAUUUCCUCAAUGAUCGGCUGAGAGCUGUGCGACAAGACAUGACCAUACAACGCUUACCUCCUGAACAGUGUAUGGAAUUAUUGGAACCUAUUAUAAGGUUUCAUGUUUUCUUUGCUUUAAGAUUAAGAGACAAAUCAUUGAAUGAAUUUGAUCCAGUGUUGAACAACAAAUACCUCCUUGAAUGCAUGAAGUGGUUUUUGAGUUGCUGCGAUGAAACAGACAGACAGAAUAAAAGUUUUAAUAUAGAUAAUACAUUUGGUCUCGAAGCUUUGUCUUUUAAUGGGAAAAAUAUGUGUAAUAGAGAACUAAUAGAAAGUUUAUAUUUAUUGUGCAAUUUGGAUGAUUUGCAGCCAAUGUUACGGUAUUUAAACUUACCGCAGUAUUUAAAAAGAAAACCACAACUAAGAUUGUCCUAUGAAAUAGCAGUCGCUAAUCUAAACAGGAAUUACAUUAGAAUGUGUAGACUAUCGCAGAAAUUAUGUACUUUAACCAGUUGUGCCUUUUACUUAUAUCUACCCACAUUGCAGAGACGGAGUCUUCAAGUCCUCAGCACAGCUUACAACAGUAAAUCACUGACAGUUCCAACAACAGUGUUACAACAGUGGUUGUUGUUCAACAGUGUUGACGAAGUAAUAGAUUGUUGUAAACAUUAUGGACUUACCGUAGGUGACGGGGUUUGCUUUAACAAGGCUGCGUUUAAAAAUGAUGUAAAUGUUUUUCCACCAAAAUGCAGUUCCAAAAUAUUAGAUAUGGAUUUCGAAGGCAUUCUUAAUGUGGAAGCGUGAUAAACAUGUUUUAUCACGCGGAUUACUACAAAAAUAUUACCAAAAAUAACCUCUUGAAUAAUUAAGUUGAAUCUACGACCUCGCUCGGGUGCUUAAGUUUCUACAUCAUAGACCAUAGUUAUUAUUUUUAUUAUAUAUAUACUUAUAUUUAUCAGAAUCGUUAAUUAAGUUAAAUUUCUUGUAUUUUUACUCAUAAUUUGUUACAAUAAUUAAGUUUCCAAGAUCUCAUUGUGAAUAAUUAUUUUUUCUUAUUUGUAUGUGUGUGCCAGAAUUGAAUCAUGUUAUUCUAAAUAUUUUGUUGUUUGAAAUAAAACAUUUAUUUACCAA